Messenger RNA from Purpureocillium lilacinum, 1824 nucleotides. RefSeq lists its product as uncharacterized. The record is from RefSeq and is a predicted model, not a curated record. NCBI's taxonomy places the organism in Eukaryota, Fungi, Ascomycota, Sordariomycetes, Hypocreales, Ophiocordycipitaceae. Gene Ontology annotation, molecular function: flavin adenine dinucleotide binding; oxidoreductase activity, acting on CH-OH group of donors.
AUGACUGUAGACAACUACGACUACAUCAUCGUUGGCGGCGGCACCGCCGGCCUCGUCCUCGCCAACCGCCUCACCGAGGACCCGGCCGUCAAGGUCCUCGUCGUCGAGGCGGGCGACGACAAGAGCAAGGACCCGGCGGUGCUGACGCCGGGCCUCAUGGGCGCGCAAUAUGGCAACCCCGACUACGACUGGAACUUUAACUCUGUGCCCCAGGCCGGAUUGAACAACCGCCGCGUCAACACGCCUCGCGGCAAACAGCUCGGCGGCUCCUCUGCUCUCAACUUCAUGAUGCUGCUCUACCCGUCGCGCCGCAGCCUCGACGCCUGGAAAGCCGUCGGCAACCCGGGCUGGGACUACGACACCCUGGCGCCAUACUUCCGCAAGUUCGCGACCGUACACGGCCCGCCGCAGGCUGCGCGUGACGCCGUCGGCCUGACGUACCACGACGAGUCGCUCGUCGGCGAGGGCCCGGUGCAGGUCUCCUUUGGUGUCGGCUACGGGCCCGUCAACACGGCGUGGAUGGAUACGUUUGGCAAGCUGGGCCUCGAGAUGAAGGUCGACGCGCGCAGUGAAGAGGCGCUCGGGGCGUUCCAGCAGCCCGCGAGCAUCGACCCGGCGACCAAGACGAGAAGCUACGCCGCCACGGCCUACUACACGCCCGAGGUCGCGGCCCGGCCGAACCUCAAGGUGCUGACCAAGACGGUCGUCAAGCGCAUCGUCUUCGACACCAGCGCGGAGGAGCCUAUCGCCACGGGCAUCGAGACAUUGGCGUCUGACGGAACCGUGCGGACCAUCAGCGGCAGCGAAGUCAUCCUCUCCGCCGGCGCGUUUCACACGCCUCAGCUCCUCGAGCUCUCCGGCGUCGGAUCCAAGGCCCUGCUCGACAAGUUCGACAUCCCCGUCGUCAUCGACCACCCGUCGGUGGGCGAGAACCUGCAAGACCACCCCCUCACCUGCCAGUCGUUCGAGGUCAAGCCCGACGUGCCCUCGACCGACGUCGUGCGCGACCCCAACGUCCUCAACGCCCUCGUCGCCAUGUACCAGGAGUCGCAAGCCGGGCCCCUCGGCGAGAGCAACAUCAGCGUCGCCUACGCGCCCCUCGCAGACGGCUCGGGCCUGGCCUCCGCCGACGCCAAGAAGGCGCUCUUCGCGGAGCACGCGCAGCACGCUACCUCGGGCGAUGGCCCGCUGCUGCGCGACCUGCUCGAGAACUCGGACGAGCCCAUGGUCGAGUACCUUCUCCUCGGGGGCCAGGGCAACACCACCAUGGCAGAGCCCAGCAGCAUGGCCGAGUACCUGCACCCGUCGCGGCCAGAGAACUACAUCUCGGUGCUGUCCUUCCUCAACCACCCCUUCUCGCGCGGCAGCGUGCACAUCACGAGCGGCGACGUCCACGAGAAGCCCGCCUGGGACGCCGGCUUCAACAGCAACCCGCUGGACCUGGAGAUUUCGGCGCGCCACGCCCAGUUUGCCGAGAUGCUGAUCGCGCGGACGGGCGGCUUCGCGGAUCUUCUGAAGCCAGAUGGUGCGCGCAUCCCCGAGAUGCGCGCGGAGAGCCUCGACGACGCCAAGGAGGUUGUUCGCCGUGGGCAGGUCAGCUGCUACCACCCGUCGGGCAGCUGCUCGAUGAGGCCGCGUGACAAGGGUGGCGUGGUGGACACGCGGCUGCGUGUCUACGGCACCAAGGGGCUGCGUGUUGUGGACGCCAGUGUCUUCCCGCUCGUGCCGGUGGGCAACAUCCAGAGCGUCGUGUAUGCCGUCGCGGAGAUGGCGGCGGACCUCAUCAAGGAGGACCACAAGGCAAAGGUCAAGGCUUCAGCAUGA